Sphaerodactylus townsendi is the source of this 1322-nucleotide messenger RNA. Its product is annotated as interleukin-1 family member 10-like. The coding region runs from base 160 to 711 and encodes 183 amino acids. Gene Ontology annotation, biological process: positive regulation of gene expression; cytokine-mediated signaling pathway; cellular response to lipopolysaccharide. The record is from RefSeq and is a predicted model, not a curated record. Gene Ontology annotation, molecular function: cytokine activity; interleukin-1 receptor binding. NCBI's taxonomy places the organism in Eukaryota, Metazoa, Chordata, Lepidosauria, Squamata, Sphaerodactylidae. The transcript has 6 exons.
AGGCCCUCGCUCCCUUCAGCCGGGCAUAGAGCUUGAAGUCACUCCUACUCGGUAGUUAUAAAGCAUCAUACAACCACCAAAGGAAAGCACAAAGAGAGAGAGAGAGAGUCUUCAGUCCAAGGCACAAGAUUUGGCAUUCCAUCCAGGAGAAUCCAGAAUAUGGCAGAGGCUGCAAAUAUGAGGCGUAAAAGGAAGACUGUGGACCAGGAAAUGGCAGAUUUAUUCAACCACUUUGGGAAGAAAGGAGAUGUAGAAGCGGUGAAUAUACCGAAACCCUGGCUCUACAAAAUUUGGGAUACCAAGCAGAAAUCCCUCUUCCUGCAGGAUGGCACAUUAGUAGCAGCUCCACAAAAUUCCAAUUCAGAAGAUCAAUUAAUUGCAGUGACUCCAAAUCGAAGCACAGACCCAAACAAGCGACCUAUCUUUAUGGGCACCAAAGACCAGAAACAUGUUCUCGCUGUGAAGUCAGGUGAUCACCCUCAUCUACAGCUAGUGGCAGGAGAUGUUAUGGACCUUUAUGUGAAAAAGGAGGAAUCCAAGGAGUUCACAUUCUACAACCAGACCAAAGGCAGUGAGGCAACUUGCUCCUUUGAAUCAGCAAUUUCUCCUGGUUGGUUCCUCAGCACUUCUGCUGAGCCACACAAGCCUCUUGGUUUGAGUCAGGGAGGGGGUUCAGACAUCACUAUUUUUUAUUUUGAAAGAAAAGAGUAAAUAGCUCAGAGAUAUUUCUUUUGGUGAAGAGAAAGCGGUUAAUACCCAAGUGUACCUUUCCGAAUUUAGUGUGCAUGUUUUUAGUUUUAGAUUUAAAAUCUGGGAGGAGGGUUGUUGUUAGAAACUGAUUUUCUGAUGAGGUGUUAGCAGGGAGAUAAUCAGGUUACAUACUGUUCUUGCUUAGGUGGACAAUAGUGAACCAAAUCCAAUAGUUAACCAAGUGGCCUAUGUGAACCCAAGCCAAACUAUUGCCCACAUAAGCAAGCAAGAACAGCAAAUAACUUGUUCCAUUGUCUGAUAUGGGAGAUGUAUUUUGGGUUAAGAUAAGGCAAGUGUCAGGGAUGAACAGCCCACCCACAAUAUUCUGAGAAAAUGGUGAAAUAAUUUUUUAGGGUUACAUCCGAUCAAAGCUGUUGUUGUUGGUGGUGUUGGUGGUGGUGUAUGUGGGGGCGGGGUGAAGGGGGGGUUCAUGAUCACAACUAAGAGAGCAAAGAAUCACACCCAGGGGAUCUUCACACACGAUCAGCAGGAGGGAUUGCUGCAGUGAGCUACAAUUGAUAACAUAAUCAUUGCAUAUUGGUUCAAUAAAGAAAUAUCAAUGUCUAACUGCA